GAACCGUUUUAACUCAGAUCCAGUUUUGAAAUUAUAUUUAUUAAAAUGACGUUAAAAGUGUUAAUUCUAAUAUGCUUAGCUUUUUCUAUGGGUAACGCUCAAGAAAAUUCGGAACCCAAUUUGACUUACGAUGAAAGGUUUGUGCACUUAGGACCAAGCUCUAUACACUCUAUUAAGGGUAAGUUUUAUGAAGAAAGACAAAGAAAAAUUAUCUCAAAACCUGUUCUUAACUACGACAUUCAAUCACAAAAAAUAUUAACAAAUAUUUCAAAGCCAGAACAACAAAGGUCGAAUGAAAGGAUUAUUUUUCGACGAAACGAAGAUAGUGAGAAUAAAAAUAGUAGAGAUGAUAUAAAAGAACCAAAAUUAAAAGCUUACAAUACUUCGAAUGUUUCUAAACUAAACAUAAAAAAAGAUGUAUCUAAGAAUUUACCGGAAACACAAGAAUAUAAUUCAGAUUCAACUCUAUUAGGGUCAGUUGAACCAACAUUGAUUCUUAAUCUGAAAGAACCAUUAAAUUCGAAUUUUCACGCCGAAAAUUCUGUCUCAAGUUAUGAUAAGAACAACACCAUAGAAACGAUUAAAAAAGAGUUAGCAUUUGACUCACUGUUAAUUAGGAAUGAUUUCAACAACAUGAGUAGGAAUCAGGCUCCUAGAAAUAUUAUGAGUUCGUAUAUGAGUGAAGAGAUUAAUCCUGAAACAGUUGUUUUUGACAAUCCAGAAAGUAGAAUCGAGCUGCAGGGAGACGAACCUAGUCGAAGAUCAGAAACCAAUGCAUAUAAUGAACCUAAUCAAAGAUUAGGGACCGGUGCAUAUAAUGAACCUCGACCGAACGAUCCUUUUCAAAUACCGAGAGCUGAGAAUAUUAUACCUAUUACACGUAAUUUUGAUGAUAAUGAUGAUAAUAACCUCCUAAAUAAUAUCAAUUCCCCCACCACCGUACCAUUAAGAGAAACUAACUAUAAUGUCAUAGAUAAACACACUUGUGACGAUAAAGAAAGUGACGAAACUAUGGAAAGAAGUGGUAACAAUAUACAAUUACAAGACCCAACAAAAGGAUUCGGUAUUUCAAAUUUAGGAAAAUCCCGUGUUAUGUUGAUGGAUCACCCGAGAGUGUGCUAUGCUUGUAGCAGCAUAAAUGAUCCUUCCUGCUGGUCUCCUGAUAGAAAAACGGCUGUGAAGUAUUGCCGUACAGACCAUCUAUCCUGUUUAACGAAACUUUACAAAUACAAAGGUUUAUCUUACAUAAUACGGGACUGUGGCAACACUUGCAACCAGCAUGCUUCAGUUGGAGGUCCCAAUAAGUACACCUCUUGUACCAUCUGUCACCAUGACCUAUGUAACAGUGCAUACCAUUUUAAAAUUUCUAGUGUUGCGAUCUUUAUGUAUUUAAUCGUUCAAUCUCUUUGUAUUAAAUAUUUAUUUUAAUUAAAGUGUUCGAUCUGUAUAAAUUAACUCCUUAGGAAUAAACUCGGUAGCUUGUAAUCCAGCUGCUGAACCUGUCGUCUGUCAGUUUGUCAUAAGACAAAAAUAAACGA
Molecule: messenger RNA, 1538 nt
Organism: Pararge aegeria (speckled wood butterfly)
Lineage: Eukaryota; Metazoa; Arthropoda; Insecta; Lepidoptera; Nymphalidae
Exons: 3
Coding region: 46-1428 (460 amino acids)
Source: RefSeq, a predicted model, not a curated record